Messenger RNA from Pocillopora verrucosa, 1474 nucleotides. Lineage: Eukaryota; Metazoa; Cnidaria; Anthozoa; Scleractinia; Pocilloporidae. The record is from RefSeq and is a predicted model, not a curated record.
UACCAUGACCCCAUUCAAGACGAAAUUGUGUUGGGAAACAUAUCAAUAAGUAAGAAGGUUGCUGUAAUUUUACCAACAGUUCGGAAAUUUGUCAUCCUAACAUCAGUAAACCCUGAUCUUUUACUGUUAUCAACAAAGAGAACUUAACUGUGUCGAAGAAUGGGAGUAUUCACAUCUAACCAACUGGUUACAGUUGCUUCCAUCAUCGUUUUAACAUUAUUCUUCGACAAAGGACACUGCGAUUCAAUUUGUCCCAAUGGCAUAACGAACAUCACAGCAUCCAGUGGUGAGCUUGAAUAUCCUGAGUCAGGUAGUUAUGGUAAGAAUGAGACCAAAUGUUGGCGCAUUACGGUUCCCGAAACUUAUUAUCGCAUUCGAUAUCGUUUUUCCAGGAUUGAUAUAGAAAGUUGCUCUGAUUGUAAGUGCGACUAUCUUCAAAGAGGAACUUCCUACAGCUAUUUGGACCAGCGGUUUAAAGCAUGUGGAAGAUAUAGUUACAAUUAUUUACAGGGAUAUAUCGUCAACGUCGACUGGACAACUGGCGGCAGUUUGGCUGGACCGACUGUCUAUCUUCGCUUCGUGUCGGAUGAUACUGUACACUACACAGGAUUUAAGUUGAACUUCAUAGCCAUGUCUAGGACAGAGGGUGACAUAAACUAUCUGAAUGCAAGCGAAGAUGAAACUAUUGAGUUUGGCACACCAAAAGUCGACAUUGAGAACUACCCCUCAAAUUACGCAGAACAGUGGAUUUUAAUCGUCCCUGAGGGACGGAAAGUCCAGAUAAACUUCGACAUAUUUGAACUGGAAGACAGCGAGGAUUGCAAAAACGACUACGUUGAGUUCCGUGAAGCAUCCAUCAUGGUUGGUGAUCCUAAAAGAAUAUAUGGCCAUUUUGGUCCAAUCCUGACAGGACGCCUGUGUGGAAAUGCAAAGCCAAACUCGAUACUGAGUCAAGGGAAUAUGGCUUGGGUUCAGUUCGUGAGUGAUAGAGACUCUACCACAGUGCACAAGGGAUUCAAAGCUUCUUUUAAAGCAGUACAGGGAAGCGGAUUGCCUGUAAGCCGUCCAAUGGUGCUUCUUUUUCUCUCAGCUUUGAUCGUGCAUGUGUCAAAGAACAACUUAUUGUAGUCCUGUCGAGUGUAUCCAGGAGAUGUCUUUUGUUCGCUGAAGUUUUAAAUUAUAUGCAUUUUGGUAAACUCUGAUUGUCGACUUAAAAUUUUCAAUAUCAAGGAUUUUGAGUGUGUAGUUUUGUCCCGUCUUUGUCCCAAUCUUUCUUUUAGAUCGUUUUUAUCUCUCAUCGGAUCGAAUUUAUCUGUGCGUUAUGUUUUUUUUUUCAUCUGCAUAAAUUUAGUACAAUAAAAACAAAAUUUAAACGGUUUGAAAGCCCUUAGACUUAAGAAAGCUUGAACAACAUUAUGUGCAUCUUUGAAAUAAUUUAGUAGAUAAGUAUUAUUGUCCAAGCGUGAGGAGAAGA